AUGGAGCCAGGGGGCCCUCAAGGAAAGGUCGCGACUUUAACGGUUAAAAACCGGAGCCAAGAAAUCCGAGCAGGGAUGCCUGGGAGCAUCUUGUUGCUCUUGUGGGUGGACCGCGCGCAGCACGCUGAGGCUCUGCGCGCCCGGCCCCACCGCCUUCUCUCCUUGCAGGGGACGGAGCCUCCGGCUGGGACGCCCGCGGGCCCCCCGGGGCCGGUCCGCCGGACACGGAAGAGCACAUUUCAAACCUUCAGGAAAGAAGUGUGCCUCACAUAUCAUUCGAUGUACCCUGGCCCCUGCGCUGCUCUCCGGGAGCCCACCUGCUGUGAGUGCCAGACCAGAUUCGGAGGCCGCCUGCCCGUGCCCAGGGCUGAGGCAGCUCUGCCUUACUGGGUCCCUCAGUCCCUGAGACCCCGAAAGCCGAUUGCAAAGAGGGUCCGGUUUCAUAUCCCCCAAACCACCAAGAUGUGCCCCUGCCCGUGCCACCGCUUUGGGGGCCACCUCCCAGUGCCCAGGGACCAGGCAGCGAUGCCCUACUGGGUGCCCCGGGUCCUGAGGUCACAGAAGCAGGUGGCGAGGAGGCAGCGGAGUGCUAGAGGUAUCCAAGAAACCCUUCUGGACUCGAGUUCCCAGCACAACUGCUGGCAAGUCUGCUGCGGCGACAGGCACCUCCUGCUCAGGUGGCAGCAGCUCCAAGCCCUUCACCAGGACAGGCCACCUGCUCCAGGCCAGGGAGCCAGCGCCCCCGCCCCCCUGCUGCCCAUGGGCCUUGGCUUUCUCGUACUCCUCCAGGCCGUGCUGAGGGUCAUCGUGGCCAUUCGCCAGAUUUUUUGGGUUUGAAGUUGGAAUCUUCAGCUGCUGUCAAGAGCAUCAACAAAAAUGUUAGUCACAAUCAAGAUCUUCAACGACAGUCCUCCAAUUGGGAGGAGUCUGUGAUGUCCAUAUUUUCUCAUAUAAUAUAAUUCACACCCAAAAUCCAACCCAAAUUAUUUACCAUCAGGUGAUUCUUAGCUGUAGCGGAGUUGGUGUGGAUUGGGUGAGAUUCUAUUUUGAGUGCGGUCAAUAAACGUUAUUUGUGAA
Messenger RNA from Lemur catta (Ring-tailed lemur), 1077 nucleotides. It is a transcript of the gene C20H16orf95, whose product is annotated as chromosome 20 C16orf95 homolog. The transcript is spliced from 9 exons. Bases 1 to 837 code for a protein of 278 amino acids. NCBI's taxonomy places the organism in Eukaryota, Metazoa, Chordata, Mammalia, Primates, Lemuridae. The record is from RefSeq and is a predicted model, not a curated record.